Messenger RNA from Cyprinus carpio (common carp), 9237 nucleotides. It is a transcript of the gene sobpa, whose product is annotated as sine oculis binding protein homolog (Drosophila) a. Lineage: Eukaryota; Metazoa; Chordata; Actinopteri; Cypriniformes; Cyprinidae. Gene Ontology annotation, cellular component: nucleus. The record is from RefSeq and is a predicted model, not a curated record. Gene Ontology annotation, biological process: animal organ development.
CAACCUCCGCCACGCGUGGAGUCCUGAGUGAAAACCGAUCUGUGGAAAAUUGGGGAGGAAAUAGCCUUCCCGGGAUCAGCGUGGCCGUAUUGAGUUACGGUGGAGGCCCCUCCCCUGUCUGGCUCGCUCUUUUUUCUCAACCUCUCGGUUGGCUUUCGGAGAGGGCUCGAUCCUACUCACGCUCAGACCGCUGAGAAAAAGCAGGCAGAAGAUGGCUGACUCGACCGGGCACGGAGAGCCCGCAACAGCAGCAGCAGCAGCAGCAUCAACUUCACUGGGGCUUCUCGUGCGCCUGCCAUUCGCUGCCACUCCGUAACUCUGAAACGGCCCCGCCUCGCUCCGUGCCGUGCGUCCGCGGGGUUAGACCCCCAAAUAUUGACAGAGAUUUAAAGAAAACAUGGCUGAGAUGGAGAAAGAGGGCAGACCUCCGGAAAACAAGAGGAGCAGAAAGCCAGCUCACCCCGUGAAGAGGGAAAUUAACGCAGAGAUGAAGGUCCCGUCCAGUCGGCCCCUACCAGGGGUGGGGCAGGCAGGCAGUCUCCAUGGCAACUCGCCCUACUUGAUGAGUUUUGCCGAGAACACCAUGAAUGAGUUGCUUGGAUGGUACGGAUAUGACAAAGUGGAGUUACGAGACUCAGAUGACAUCGAGAUCCGCAACUACCCUGAUGGAGAAAUGCGGCAACACAUCUCUGUCCUGAAAGAGAACUCCUUGCCAAAAUCAUCCACAGUGGAGAACAGCAGUGGUUCUCCUCCACACGCCAACAGCUCUGGCUCUACUCCGACAUCACGGAAUGGAGUAGCAGCCGAGGCGUCUGUAAACCCUUCCUCCUCUAAGGAGCACGGAGGCCUGCCAAUCAUAGUGCCCUUAAUCCCGCCCCCUCUGAUCAAAGCACCAGCAGAGGAGGACACCUCUAAUGUUCAGAUAAUGUGUGCGUGGUGUCAGAAGGUGGGAGUGAAGCGUUAUUCUCUCAGUAUGGGCUCUGAACUGAAGAGUUUCUGUAGUGAGAAAUGCUUCGCUGCCUGUCGUCGUGCCUACUUCAAACGCAACAAGCUUGGAUAUGUGAGGAAUUGCAGUGCCAGAGAGGAGGAGGGCGUUCCGCACCACAGCUUGUCCAAAGACACGCCCAGACUUGUCCUCAAGACAAACAGCGAUGUGCUUGUCUGCGAUUGGUGCAAACACAUCCGCCACACUAAGGAAUACCUGGAUUUUGGAGCGGGUGAAAGACGGCUCCAGUUCUGCAGUGCAAAGUGUCUGAACCAGUAUAAGAUGGACAUAUUCUAUAAAGAGACUCAGGCAGCACUGCCAGGGGGUUUAUGUAACCCUCCUCUCUCAACAAGUGAUACGAAAUCAGAGAGCACAGCGGGUGUACAGCUCCUUACACCUGAGUCCUGGAGCGCGCCUAUAAAUGAGCUCCGCAAUCGCAAGGCACCUUCACCAGGGGGUGCCACCACUGUGGCCGGACCUUCUGGAUCCAACUCGGUGUCACCAUCUGAAACUGGAAAUGUGUGUUCCUCCUCAUCCUCCUCGUCCUCCUCAUCAUCAUCUACGAAAAUCCCCACACCGCGGCCACAUGAAAGCCCUGCAUUACCGCCACCUCCUCCACCACAUAUAGCAGGUUUACAUCCAGCUCUGGGUGUGCCACCUGGCAGCCCACCGAUGGUAAUGACGCCCCGUGGCCCAGUUCCUCUCCCUCUCUUUAUGGAGCACCAGAUGAUGCAGCAGAUUCGCCCUCCGUUCCUACGUCCCCCAGGCCCCAAUAGCCCUCAUUCCAAUCCCAUGAUUCCUGGCAUUGGGCCACCACCUCCUCGGACUUUGGGUCCUCCAUCAAGCCCUAUGCACCGCCCACUCCUUUCCCCCCACAUACACCCAUCCUCCACCUCAACCCUUCCUGUGAACCCUCCGGGUAUGAUGCCCCAUCAUCCAGGUGGCCACAUGCCAGCCUUGCCUUUCCCCCCAGUUAACAUGAUGCCAGCUGGACCCAUCCCAGUUCCGCCCUUUAUGAAUAUUGGCAUACCUUCUCUGGCCCCCUUAGUGCCACCACCAACAUUAUUAGUGCCCUAUCCAGUGAUUGUGCCAUUACCAGUCCCCAUACCCAUUCCGGUGCCCAUACCAUUCAGUCCGCAGGCUUCUGGUGACCGACCAGGAAAUGACGGAACGCUUCCGAAUGCUGUGAGCGGGCGGUGUGAUUCAAAAGCACCACCACCAUUUUCUCAAAGCACCUACAGAGGGGAGGGGAGGGACUUUCAACAAGCCCCUCCCACCUCAGAUACACUUUCUCCAGGAUUUUCCAAACAGACAGAGCAGGGCAAGCUCAUAGUUAAAAUGGAAAACUCUGGUAAUGGAAACUCUGGACACUCCCACAAAGACACACCAGCAGAUGGAGUCAUUGAUUUAACAACCAGUCGUCGCUCCCGGCAACAGCUAGUUAUCCAGAGGGCUGUAACCUGUGUGCAGGUAAAAGCAGAGCCCGGGUUAAGCCCUCCACCUGCAGUUUUGGGUGAAACUGAGGUAGAUGGGUCGGCCAGUACUAGCACAGGUAUAAUAGAAGAUAACCACAGAGAGAGUAAUGCUGAAAGCCCAUUGGCUAGUGUGGCUCUGCCUUGUGCCGACCCAUCCUACUGCAGUGGCACGCCGCCACUUUCUCAGCCAAUCUCAUGCAGCACCUCCACUGUUCCUACCAACACCUUCACAGCUAAAACUGAGCCUGGCUCUGCUACACCCUGCAAUGUGAUUGUUAAUGGGAGCUGUAAUGUGCCUCCAGCAGAGAGUUUGAUCAGAACACCUCCGUUAGAGCAGCGCCCUCUAGUGGACCCCUGCCGCAGGACUGCCGCUGUGUGUGAUGAGCCUGCGGGGGCUGAUUUAGAAGGAGAGGACCUGAAAGAGAACAGCUGCUUGGCAACAGAAAGAGACUCAGCAGGUAAGAAAAUCUCAAAUGACCAGUCUGCCAUUACCGCAAUAACAGGGGAGGACAAACCUCAGAACCCUGAAGAUGACCCAUCUGGUGAGGACCAUGCCUAUGCUCUUCCCCUAAUGCCCAAACCUGGCUGUGUCAUUCAGCCCGUGCCCAAACCUGCUGACAAAACCGCUGCCAUUUUGCCCUGUGGCUUGACAGCCCCAUUAACAGGAACCGUUCCAAUGGAAAUCGAGCCUCCGCUGAAGAGAAGGUGUCUGCGUAUUCGCAAUCAGAACAAGUGAAAUAGAGGACAGAAACAUCUCACCAGAGGGAUAGAGAGGACUGCACUGCAGCAGAGACCAUCAGCUGUCCACAGACUUAAUCCACAAUCCAGCCAAUCAAGAUGUCAGCCUUGCUUGCUCCACUUUUCCAAACCCGCACAUACACGUUGUGACAUAAUAUGCACACAUAUUAUCCAGAUUGGGCAGCAGUCUGCUCCGUCUCCACUCCUUUCGGCUAAACAAAGACUGACACAAAGUGUUCAUCUGGGAAGUAGAUCGGACGUGAUGUUUGACCUUCAACUGCGAUGUCUUCAGGCAUAGUCUGUUCUCAGUCUACUUGUUGAUGAAAGGGAUAUUUCUCAUCAUUGUUAAGAGGACUUUCCCCCGGCUGGUUGGAGGUGGCAUUGCAGUGCGGCAUUACAGUGUACACACACAGAUUUCUGAGAAGGUGGAGCUUAAGCCAAACACAAUAGGUCUGCCAGGCUGCCAAUCAGACAUGCCCAUGAAUGACUAUAAUUUGGAACAGGGCCAGUCAAAUCCUGCCACAGAUGGAUGGACCAGUUUUCUGCUUUGUGUGUGCAUUCAAAGAGGCUCAGUUUAAUCUCUCUGUACAUUUGGAGUCUGAUGCUUCUGAUUCAAUAGCUUCAGUAAGAAAGACUAAUACAGAUGCAGAGCCGCUCUAAAAGAUGGACAGAAAACUGUCUCCUCUCAAAUCCUUAUUUCGCUCUCUCCCCCUCACUUCCUCUGACUAUGUGUAUGAGUAUCUGCAACACAAGCAAAACACUCUGUACUCUUUCUUAACCUCUUUCCUUACUCUCCUUUCUGAGGGAGAGUAGUUCCGGAACGGGACACCAAAAAAUACAGGAAGAGAGAAAUGUACACACCCUGGAGGGAGUACAAAACCAGAAGGAUGGAGUGAACUUUCAUUUCAUCCCUGGGAAGAAGCUGGAAACUCAUCCAUCCUUGGAUAAGAAAACUAGAAGAUAAGUAGUCGGCACUACUGGAGAACAGUGUUUGUGGAUUGUUUGCUGGUUUAUUGUGCAAUGAAAAUUCAUUUACUCACUUAUUUGAUUGAGAUUUACAGGGUACAGACCUCACCAAGCAUUUUGGCAAACUGUUAAAAUGGCUGCUAGCUUUGUGACCAAUGGCUUGGAGACUGUCCCACCCAGUCUGUUCAAUCACAAGCACUCACGACUCAGCAAAGAGUUGGUCUAACACUGCUGGGGGGGUAUGUACACACUGUCCUGAUGUAUCAGUUGGCUUAGAUGGAAAUCAGUGUCCACAGGGGCAUUUGGGUUGGAUUUCUCAUUAUUUAUAUCAGUUUCCAUCUUAUUGCGGUGCUCUUAUUUAAGAAAAAUCCCUCCUGGGUUUCCUAUCAAGAGUACAAUCAUAACCAGUGGAGCGGUCAGUAAGCGUCUCGGGCAGCUGUGAGCUGUCAAUUGUGCAUUCUUGAGGUUCAUUUAGUUUUUUUUAUGCUUCAUUUUUUGCCAAAUCCCAAUCAGUGCUAAAUUAUGUUCAUCACUUCCUUUCUAGCUACAGUUACAAGAACAGUUUCAUUUAGUUCCAAGGUGCCUUAGUGUAGAGUUCACUUACACAAGAUGCCAAGAACAUUUUGCCUAAAGGUAGACUGGGUUGGUUAGGUGGACAUAGAGCCAAAAUGAUUUUAGUUACACAGAGUAAGAGCUGAAUGCAUGGUUAGCACCUGUGUGCAUAGGUUAUUUGUUUUGACUAAAGUGGAGGAGUGAACCUUAACGCCAAGCGUGUGUGUGUGUGUGUGUGUGUGUGUGUGUGUGUGUGUAAGUGGGAAAAGGUGUAUCAAAUUUCUGGCCAAAAUGGAAUUCAGUUUGACAAAACAUUAAUUUUGCCAGUUUAUUUUGGGAAAAGGUCUAAUAUCAAAAGAGUCAAAAAAUGUUCAAGCAAUGUGUUGGAAAUCACAAGGAAGAUAAAAAAAAAAAAUCACCCUGAUCAAAAAUACACACUCUGAUGAUUUGACAGUAUUGAUGAGUGUUCUCCAAAUGGCAAAAUUUUCAGUCAAACAUGAAAAGAGGAACUAAAUAUAAACAUUUCCUCGAGUUUCAUGAGCAGAAUUUCAGACCUUUUUUUUGGGGGGGUAUUGUAAUUUUUAAAUUAUUUAGUUUGUUUUCUUUACUUAAUUUACUUUGAUCUACUUUUCUUUUCUUACUUUUUGUUUCAUUUUAGUCCUUUUUAAUCGUAUUUUGGUUUUUCAUUUUUUUCUGUUUUUAUCUCUUUUUAUCCCAAAUCUCUCCUUCAACCUUUAGCACUUCUCUCUCUUCUUCUUUUCCCCUCUGUUUUUUUUCUUCUCUCCACUCCUGGACGAUGUACAAACAAGAGUGCAAUCCUACCCUAUCCCUCUGUACUUUUUGCUGCAGGAUUCAGUUUCACAGUGGUAUAUUUUUUAAGAGUAGGCUCAGAGGUCUAAUUGUGACUGGUUAGAGUGAGGACUGAAUUUCUCUCUGGGGUUUGUAUGUGGCAGAGUCUCAUUCCACACACACACACACACACAUUCCUAUGUCAGAUUUAUUUUGUCAGUACUGAUACGGCUGGCUGACCCUCCGUCUGGAUGGUGUUACAGAGAGCAGAUUGAUAAAAAAGGGCAAAAUGUCAGAGAAGCAUAAACACACACACAAUGUAUACUCUCAGUCCCCACAAAGAUCGUAAACCAGACAUCAUUGGUGUGUUUGUGUGUGUGUGUGUGUUUAUGGAAGAAACAGUGAAUCUCAGUGUUGAUCUGAGAAUCUUGAUACUGUGUGUACGGCACAACCAAAUGUACAUUACAUGUCUGGAUUUGUCAUGAGGAGCCAGCAACAGCAUCAUAUAUCGCUCUUAUUAUUGACUCAAAUUUCCUCUAUUUUUCCCUCUCUCCUCCUCCCCUUUUUCAUACUCAGCCCUUUUAUUCUCCCUUCUUAUUUGUUUUCACUUAUUCUCUAAGUAAUUAUUUACUAAGUUAGUAUUUCAAAUAUACCAUAGUGAACUAUGGAAGUCUUUUCCCACCUAAGAAAUGUAAUUGUGAGAUAAAGUUUUAUAAUAAGAACAUAAGUCACACUGUGACAUAUAAAGUCACAAUUACAGGAAAUAAAGUUGCAAUUACGAGAAGCAAGUGCAAGAUAUAGUUACGCUGUGAGAUACAAAGUCUCCAUGCAAGACAAAGUUGCAAUUAUGAAAAAUGUCUCAAAUGCAAGAAAUAAAGUCUGCUUUGUAAGACAUACAGUAGCAAUUUAGCAAAAUCAAAGCUGAAAUGGUGAAAUAUGGUCACAGUAUGAGAUUUAAAAUUACAAUUGGGAAACAUAAGAAUCGCAAUUACCUUUUUUUUUUUUUUUUUUUUUAACUCUGAUAUCCAGAUGUCCUGAAAAAAAAUAACACUGUUCACCAAGACAGAUUAAAUGAUUCUCUCUGAUCUAUAUAAUUUUAUUCCCAUUUUCAAACUUACUUUCUCUAUAAUGAUGUGCUCUUAAAAGAAGCAGUUACAGCUGUUUAUGUUGAUUAAUAGGGGGUAUGAAGGACAAUAUAAGGUCACGUCUUACUGAAAUCACUCUUCGUAUAGCUGCACACACCACCCAAACACCCAUUACUGCUUAUCUCACAGAUAUGAAAUAUGAUUUCUUUUUUUUUUUUUACUUUCCUGUGUGCAUGUGUGUAUUUGUGUGACCUUGCUUUUGUAACCAGAGCAGCACAGACUGGGCUGGGACAGAUAUAGCCCUGAAACCCAGCACUGUUGUAGUGUCUGCAGUCCCACGCAGACAAGACAAUGACAAGAGCAAAAACGUGUGUGAAAAAAAAUUGUGUGUGUUUGUGUGGAUGUUAACUAUUAUAAAUGGCCACAAAAUAGUAUAAUUUCUCUCAUAAAAUUCCAGUAAACUGUUGAAAUUUGUUAAAGGUUAUAUUAGAUUUGCUGUCCAGUGCUUUCUAAAUGGCAUGAUGGUGAACAGAGUUUCUUAAGUGAAAAAAGAUCUAUGUAGCGUGUCCAUUACAGGGUUGCCAGACCUUUCUAAAAAAGAAAACAGCUUUCCCCAAACAAGCCCAAAAUAAGUGAUUUGUCUUACCAAAAUACAACACCAUUCCAAAGGUUUGGGGUCAGUAAAACACAAUAAAAAAAAUACAGUAAAACAGUAAUGUUGUGAAAUAUUAUUACAAUUUAACUUCCUGUAAAAAGGCUAUGAAUUGACAAAGUUGAAUUUUCAGCAACUAUUACUCCAGUCUUCAGUGUCACAUAAUCCUUCAGAAAUCGUUCUAAUAUUUUGAUUUGGUGCUCAAGAACGAUUCCUUAUUGUGAAUGUUGAAAACAGUUGCUACUAAUAUUUUUGUAGAUUUUUUUUCAGGAUUCUUUGAUGAAAAGAACAGAUUUUAUUUUAAAUUCAAAUCUUUUGUAAUGUUUUAAUUUAAUGCAUCCUUGUUGAAUAAAUUUUUUUUUAAACUUACUGACCUCAAACUUUUGAAAGUAGUGUAAAUCUAAAAAUAAGCUAUUUUUAUAUGAAAAACAACAAAAGCAUGGGAGGUAAACGAGGAGUCAUGUGCAAAAAAUUUGAGAUAUUUAACUGCUGCUAGUGGUCGGAUAACAAUUUCAUGUUGUUGGGGCACUUAAACUCAAGACUUAAUUUUGGAAAUAAUCCCAAAACAAUGAAACCCAUAUUUAUAAGAUACUUUAUUAAAAAAAAAGUCCAAAGUUGUUUAUAAUAAAAGAACAUGGCAACAUUGGUCCACUAGAGGGAAGUGAAGUGUGUUCUGUCAGCAAGCUCAAAGAAGGACAGAUGAGAAACACAAGCAGUUAAAAUGAACUGAAAUAACAAACCAUAGAGCUUGAGUGCAAUACUGUAAUCCAAGAGCAUUUCAAAGGAUCUACUAGAGAGGCGCCUAUUUUAGUGACCAAACUGUCUUUCAGCCCUGAAGCUGGGAUACAAAAAGAGCACUUGGCUUUUCUGUUCACCACAAUUAGUCAGUCUGAAUGUUUGGAGGGCUUCUGUUUAAUCAGACGGGGGGAGCAUGAGCUCUGCUGUGGCCAAAGAUCAGCCACACGCACAGAAACAAGAUGGAGACGCUGAAACCCAUACACCCAACUCAAAUACCAGCAAAACCAAUCAAUCAGUGCAUCCCUCAUCGAGCAGUGUUAUACAACUCAAACUAAACAAUCACAGCAACGUCAGCUCUACUGUAAUGAUGCUAAAUCAAGAGAACUGGAAAAGCGAGAGGCAGCUUAAAUGUGAGUUUUCAACAUCUAUAGUGUGUGACAAAGGGGUCGGUAAUAUCCUGUAGCCAUGUAAGAAAUGUUUUUUUUUUUCCCAUCAUUCCUGUGGGCGGUAUUAAGAGGAUGGCUUUGUCAACAUCCGGAAUUAUGCAACAACAAAUUCUUAUUUCUGUACUCUGAGUGAGAGGCACUAUAUCUAUGUAAAAUAACAAAAGCAAACUGCAAUUUUUAAGAAUCUAAUGUUAAAAUGUUUUGAGGCGAACAUUUGAGCUGCCUUAAUUCUUUGUGCUCUGUAAUUAACAAUGGCUGCUUGUUUAAAAAAGCAAAACCCACUUUGUAAAAAAAAAAAAAAAAAAAAAAAAAAAAAAAAAGAAAGAAAAAAAAUCAACUUUGUUAUCUGGCUAGUUUGGAUGUAUAGAUGCUUCGUCUGUCCUGUAUGAAUCCGAGUUUUGCUAAAUUUGCCCACCCUCACCCAUCCCACCCCUUUCACCUGAAACCUUGUACAUUUACCCUUGUUGUUAUUUCUCAAUCUUUUUUGUGUACUUGCAGAACAUUUUAUAGUAUUAUUUAUUACUGGCAAGCUUUUGAAUUCAUAAAAAGCAAGAGAGAUGGUUCUUUGAACAGGGUAGCAAGAGGCAGCAAAGCUUCUCAAUGAAAAGUAUGUCUGUUUUUUUUUUUUUUUUCUAAAUUUAAGAAGGAAACGGCAAGAAUAAAAGAAAAAGAUAAACUUGUCUUUUGAUUAUGAAGUUGUUAUAAAACUUGUUGCUUUAAAAUGUAUAAUUUUUGUGUUGUAACAGUAUUUGUUUAACCCAGUGAAUUGCUUAUUAAAAACAAAUAAAUAGAGGCACACUCCAAUUCUCAA